Messenger RNA from Prunus avium (sweet cherry), 655 nucleotides. NCBI's taxonomy places the organism in Eukaryota, Viridiplantae, Streptophyta, Magnoliopsida, Rosales, Rosaceae. The record is from RefSeq and is a predicted model, not a curated record.
CGCGUGAGAGAGAGAUAUAUUAGAAGCAUUACAUAAUAAUAUUCGUGGAACAUCGUCUAGAUCCCCAAACUUAAAAAAAAACAUUGAAAAAUUGGACUCUCUGCUCUUCUCUGCUCUGCUUUCUCAGUCUCUCUGUCACUUUCUGUUGAGCCGGCGAUUCAGCAACUGAAGUCCAACUCAGUGAGUGAUGGGUGGCGAGUUACGAUACGAGAUCGCACAGAAUGCCUACAUAAAGCUGGUGCUGCACGCUCUCAAGCACAAGAGCUCCGCCGUCAACGCCGUCCUCCUCGGCCGCGUCUCCUCCCAAAACGACGCCGUCGAGAUAACGGACUCCGUCCCUCUCUUCCACUCGCAAAUCGGCCUCCUCCCCCAACUCGAGAUCUCCCUCAUCCUGAUAGAGGAGCACUAUGCUGCUAAAGGAGUGAGCAUUGUGGGCUAUUUUCACGCCAACGAGAGGUUUGACGAUCACGAGCUCGGCGGCAUUGCCAAGAAUAUCGGCGAUCACAUCUAUCGCUAUCUUCCUCAAGCCGCAAUUCUUUUGUUAGACAACAGGAAGCUUGAAGCUUUGACAAGAACUAAGGACCGGAGCCCCGUAAUGCAGGUGGGUACCUUUAACUAUUUUUUCUUUUCUUGGGGUUAAUAUGUUCUUGUUUUU